Messenger RNA from Eruca vesicaria subsp. sativa (arugula), 2061 nucleotides. The record is from the annotation of a GenBank genome assembly. NCBI's taxonomy places the organism in Eukaryota, Viridiplantae, Streptophyta, Magnoliopsida, Brassicales, Brassicaceae.
CCUUCGAGCGUCUCCUCACAUAUAUAAGAACACAACAAAAACAAAAAAACAAGACUUGUCUUCACGUAUACAGACCAAUCUUCGAACGUGUCUCACACAUUCUAGCUUCAUCCACGCGUGUGAACCAAGCAAACACGUGUGGUUUAGCGGCCCUCAGGCUCUCUUAGUGGGGCUCGCUCGCUCACUGAACCAACCAUCACAAACGUCCCGCCACGUGUUCCCUUCUCCUCUUCGUCUUCUCUAUAUAACCUCGCUCUUGUUCGUCGAUUCAAGAUCACAAAACCAAUCACAGAUCUUAAAAGAGAGAGAGAGAGAGAGAAGAUGUUCAUCGAUAGCUUUAAGGUAGAGAGCCCGAGCGUGAAGUACACGGAGAAUGAGAUUCAUUCCGUGUACAAUUACGAAACCACAGAGGUCGUCCAUGAGAACCGUGACGGUACUUAUCAAUGGGUUGUCAAGCCCAGAACCGUCAAAUACGAUUUCAAAACAGACACUCGUGUCCCCAAACUAGGGGUUAUGCUUGUUGGUUGGGGAGGAAACAAUGGAUCAACUCUAACCGCUGGUGUGAUCGCUAACAAAGAAGGGAUCUCGUGGGCGACUAAAGACGGAGUGCAACAAGCCAACUACUUUGGUUCACUUACUCAAGCUUCUUCGAUUCGGGUCGGAUCUUACAACGGCGAGGAGAUCUACGCUCCUUUCAAGAGUCUUCUCCCAAUGGUGAACCCAGACGAUGUUGUAUUUGGUGGUUGGGACAUUAGUGACAUGAACUUAGCAGACGCUAUGGCUAGAGCCAGAGUCCUUGACAUUGAUCUCCAGAAACAGCUCAGACCUUACAUGGAGCACCUGGUCCCACUCCCUGGUAUCUACGACCCUGAUUUCAUCGCUGCUAAUCAAGGGUCACGUGCUAACAGCGUGGUCAAAGGUACCAAGCAAGAACAAGUUGACCACAUCAUCAAGGACAUGAGGGAGUUUAAGGAGAAGAACAAAGUGGAUAAGCUGGUUGUUUUGUGGACAGCAAACACAGAGCGUUACAGCGAUGUGGUUGUAGGGCUUAACGAUACGAUGGAGAAUCUUUUAGCCUCUGUUGAGAAGAACGAGUCUGAGAUCUCUCCUUCUACGCUUUAUGCUAUUGCUUGUGUUCUUGAAGGCAUCCCUUUCAUUAAUGGGAGUCCUCAGAAUACUUUUGUCCCGGGGCUUAUUGAGUUGGCUAUAUCGAGGAACUGCUUGAUUGGUGGUGAUGACUUCAAGAGUGGUCAGACUAAGAUGAAAUCUGUUUUGGUUGAUUUUCUUGUUGGAGCUGGUAUCAAGCCUACUUCAAUUGUGAGCUAUAAUCACUUGGGAAACAACGAUGGGAUGAACCUCUCAGCUCCACAGACUUUCCGGUCCAAGGAGAUUUCAAAGAGUAAUGUUGUUGACGACAUGGUGGCUAGUAAUGGCAUCCUCUUUGAGCCUGGUGAACAUCCUGACCAUGUCGUUGUCAUCAAGUAUGUACCAUAUGUUGCGGAUAGUAAGAGAGCUAUGGAUGAGUACACCUCUGAGAUAUUCAUGGGAGGGAAGAAUACAAUUGUUAUGCAUAACACUUGUGAGGAUUCUCUUUUAGCUGCUCCAAUCAUCUUGGAUCUUGUUCUUCUCGCUGAACUCAGCACCAGAAUCCAGUUCAAAGCCGAAGGAGAGGGGAAGUUUCACUCAUUCCACCCAGUGGCUACCAUACUCAGCUACCUCACAAAGGCACCUCUUGUACCACCUGGGACACCGGUGGUGAACGCUCUAUCGAAGCAGAGGGCUAUGCUGGAGAACAUUCUUAGGGCUUGUGUUGGGCUUGCGCCAGAGAACAACAUGAUCAUGGAGUACAAGUGAAGGACAGUGAAGACAAAGAAGAAGUAAGAGCGAAAGGACCUAAGAUCCUUUGGCUAUAAGCUUUGGGAUCAAAUGUGUAAUAGAUUCAAGAGUAACUAUGUUUGUGUCUCCUUGUAUUAUGCCAAGUAUAUGAUCUAUGAAAAUGGGUAUUGAUAAUCACAACUUAACUUGUAUUUUAUCUCAUGAAUCUAUUCAUCAAUAAGAAAC